Molecule: messenger RNA, 1518 nt
Organism: Aspergillus uvarum CBS 121591
Lineage: Eukaryota; Fungi; Ascomycota; Eurotiomycetes; Eurotiales; Aspergillaceae
Product: putative 1-aminocyclopropane-1-carboxylate deaminase
Exons: 1
Coding region: 243-1460 (405 amino acids)
Molecular function (GO): D-cysteine desulfhydrase activity
Source: RefSeq, a predicted model, not a curated record
GCGCAAGCAACUGAGGGGAAGAAGAGGGGUACGCAGAUAGACACGGUAAGGUGUAGACACGCAAUAGUAUCGCCGAUGACGGAGUCCACUUCCUGCCUACCUGGAGAAUCACCUCCCCCCAACCAGGUAUAUAACCACCAGAACCACCACAACCACCAGAACCCCCAGCAGCACCAACACCCAACACCAAUACCAACACCAACCCACCAUCACCACCGACCGCGUCAGCAGCAAUCAUCAAAAUGACCCUCCCCACAACCACAGCCACAGCCACAGCCACAGUCGCAGACCCCAUCCCCCUCCCCGCCCCCUUCUCCUCCCUCCCCCGCCUCCCCCUAACCCUAGGCCCCUCGCCCAUCCACCCCCUCCCCCGCAUAACCGCCGACCUGAGCACCCCCACCAACCCGGUCCGCAUCUACGCCAAACGCGACGACCUCUCCUCGCACCUCGCCUACGGGGGCAACAAAACCCGGAAGCUGGAGUACAUCCUGGCGCCGGCCGUGCUGCCCCCAACCCAGCAACCCACCUCCACGCAAUCCCCCACUGCCCCCAAUCCCUCCCCUUCCAGCGGAGAAUGGCGCAAAGCCACAACCCUGAUCUCCAUCGGCGGCCUACAAUCCAACCACACGCGGCAAGUGGCCGCGUGCGCCGCGCACCUCGGCCUCAAAGCCCGACUGGUCCAAGAGAACUGGGUCCCCGACUACACGGCGCACAGCAGCAUGUACGACAAAGUGGGCAACCUGCAGCUGUCGCGACUGAUGGGGGCGGACGUGCGGAUCCACCUACCGACCGAAUUCGGGAUCGGGCAUAAGGAGACGCUGCGCGCGCUGGAGGCCGAAUGUCGCGAGAACGGGGAGGUGCCGUACUAUAUCCCGGCGGGCGGGUCGGAUCACCCGCUGGGCGGGGUGGGGUUCGCGCGGUGGGCGUUCGAAGUCCGGUUCCAGGAGGCGUCGGGGGCGGUGCUGCCCGCCGGGGAGCGGUUCGAUACGGUGGUGGUUUGUGCGGUGACGGGGGGCACGUUGGGGGGGAUGAUUGCGGGCUUUAAACUGCUGGAAAAAUUGUAUCCGGAGGACGAGGCCGGCACCAAGAAGCGGAGGGUCAUUGGAGUGGAUGCUAGUGCAAAGCCGGAGGAGACGCGCGCCCAGGUGUUGAGGAUUGCGAGGGUGACGGCGGCGCAGAUCGGGUUGCAAGAAGAAGAUAUCGCCGACGAGGAUGUGGUCUUGGUCGAGGAUUAUCAUGCCGGGUUGUAUGGGGUGCCGGACCAGCAGACGUGGGAGGCCAUUGAGUAUGCCGCCCGCAUGGAGGCGUUCAUCACCGACCCCGUCUACGAGGGGAAGAGCUUUGCCGGGAUGGUGGAUCUGAUUCGCAAGGGCCAGAUUACGGGGAAUGUGCUGUAUGCUCAUUUGGGAGGCCAGUUGGCGUUGAAUGCGUAUACGGAUGUGGGCGAGAGGAAGGCGUGAACUAGGCAGGUUACGGGUUAUUAUGGAGAAGCAAUGCAUAUCAAUGUAUUAAGGAGUG